Molecule: messenger RNA, 1545 nt
Organism: Fusarium sp. VM40
Lineage: Eukaryota; Fungi; Ascomycota; Sordariomycetes; Hypocreales; Nectriaceae
Source: the annotation of a GenBank genome assembly
AUGGUUUCAUCUCUGUCGAUUGAAGAGUUCCUGGAACCCUUGUCCGUCGACAUCGACAAGAUCAACCGCCUGUCUCGGCUCUUUCUGCAAACGUUUGAGAACCUCGCUGCCGAUUCUGAGAACCAGUUCUUACCUACGCCUAUCUCUGAAGCUAUUCUUCGACCACAGGCCAAGAGACGGCAGGGAUGUCACUUAGCCAUAGAUAUAGGCGGUACAAACCUGAGAGUGGGCUUUGUUCAACUUGGCAACGAUUCUAACCAAAGUAACGGCCAUGCCAUCAAUGGAGAAGACGGCAACUCAUCCAAACGACAUAUCAGAAGGCUUUUGGAGAAAUCUUGGCCCAUCGACGAGCACCUCAAGAACCAAAACCCCGAUAGCCUCUUUCUCUGGAUCGGGGAAUGUAUCGCUGAGGUCGUCGGUGAUGGAUGUGAGACGCUCAAUCUACCGGCCGACCAAACGAUGCCGCUUGGUGUAACCUUUAGUUUUCCCAUGGUACAGCACUCCAUUUCACAGGCCACGCUCAUGCCCAUGGGCAAAGGGUUCGCCAUCUCUUCCGACCAGGACCUAGGCGACCGCCUCACGGAUGGAUACAAUCAAGCAAAGUCACCCGAACUACCUCCCAUUCGAGUCGAAGCAAUCGCCAAUGACUCGGUGUCAACGCUGGUAUCCUUCAUUUUCAACUUCGACGAAGCUGAGAACAGACGCGCAUCACUUGGACUUAUCCUCGGAACAGGGUGCAACGCAACUAUUCCUCUGAAGCUGAGCCAGCUGAACCUCUCCAAGCGUCCACAGAGCGUUGUUGCCCGACCGGAAGAACGAGCAGAGGACGUCAAGAUUGCGAUCAAUACUGAAUGGAGCAUCAAUGGUACUGCACCGCCCUUGCAUGAAGUUGGGUUGGUGAGCCAAUGGGACAAGGACCUGGACUCUGAAGGCGAGCUACACGGCUUCCAGCCUCUGGAGUAUCUCACAUCAGGACGUUACUUGGGUGAGCUGGGACGGAUUAUGCUGGUCGACUACUUGACGAAGCACAAGGGUAUUGCGUCAGAAGAUUUGCCAAAGAAGUUGUUGCAGCGGCACAACCUAACGACGACGUUCUUGAGUCACUUUAAGCCCCUCCGGCCAUCGGAUCUUGUAGCCAGUCUGCAGCACGAGUUUCCCGAGUCAUCAGGAUCACCGACAUUUGUAUGGACUGAGAAUAUUGCCACAGCCGUAUAUCGAAUCGCCAAGGCCAUUGAGGUUCGGGCAGCUGGUAUCGUGGCAGCAGCGACAUUGGCUCUGCUCACUCUUGCAGGAGAUGUUCCCGCCGAGGGAUCAAAACCACCAGUCCAGAAGUAUGAACUCGGCGUAGGUUACACAGGAGGAUGCAUCGUUCACUUCCAGGACUACCUGAUCGACUGCCAGCGCUUUCUAGACCUACUUCUGCAGCAACGAUUCGGCGACGACAACCCGUUACGAGUCGUACUCAGCCCGUGUCACGACGGAGGCGUUACGGGAGCGGGGAUACUUGUGGCUGCAGCUUCACAGAGCAAGACGAUAGAUAACUAG